GGUGUGUAGCUGUGAGUAUACGGCGAAGAAUUCAGCCGCUGGAGGACUUUUCUCUGCGACAAAAACUACUUAUUUUUGUGUAUAAAGGAAACAACAAAGACGGGACGAAGAGGACACAUGCGAAAAUGCGAGAAGAAAUCCAGGAAGAGAGUGUGUGCUUAUUAAAAAUUCAGCGCGGGAGAACAGACAUUAUCGCCUCUUCGGAUGACUUGUGGCAGCACUGAGGGUAAACUACAGCACUAACGGACUUCAAACACUGAAUGGGGUGAAACGAGGCCGAAUUUUCUCUAAAACGACGAGUCCAAAGCAUUUUUUAAAGCGGCCAAAAAACCCAAAAGGGAAGGGGAGGAGAGGGGGGCAAAGAAAACGCCCUGCUGCUGCUGCUGCCUGUUGCUGGUAUCUCCACAUUCAAACUUUAUCGCCGAGUUGGAAAAAUGCAUCAUUCACUUAACGGAAGGUGAUAAUUCAAGUGUGUCGGUGUCUUUUUAUUAACCGCCAAACUAGCGAGCUAACUUAAAAGCCCCCUCACUUGGCAAGUUUUUGGGACGUCUCUGCUUUUUUUGGGGAAUAUUUUCUCUUCAUUGUGCACACUAUUCCUGUUGGACAGCGAGCUGGGUGGGCUGAGAGCCCAAGGCUGCUCCGCUAGGCCAACGGCCAUUAGCCAGGAACAAAGAGGGUUUCACAUGUAAACCCAAAACGGUUUCGAAUAGCUCGUCAUAUAUUAUCUUUUUUACUCAACUUUUAACGACCCGACGCUGCAGUCAUGUCGCAGGCGCAGGGCGCAGAGAGGAGGAUGGAAACGCGGCUGAAGAAGCUGGAGGACAUGAUCAGAGAGCCCAGAUCUGCCAUAAACCUGGAAAGUUUGCUGGACUCGAUAAACGCCCUGGUCUUAGACUUAGACUACCCUGCACUACGCAAGAACAAAAACAUUGAAACCUUCUUAAACAGAUAUGAGAAAGUCAUAAGACAGACUCGAGACCUCCAGAUGAAGUCUGAAGACUUUGACAGAGUUAAAGUCAUCGGUCGAGGGGCAUUUGGUGAAGUCCAGCUAGUCCGGCAUAAAGCCUCUCAGAAGGUCUACGCCAUGAAGCUACUGAGCAAGUUUGAGAUGAUCAAGCGCUCAGACUCAGCUUUCUUCUGGGAAGAGAGGGACAUCAUGGCCUUUGCCAACAGCCCCUGGGUUGUGCAGUUGUGCUGUGCCUUCCAAGAUGAGCACUAUCUCUACAUGGUGAUGGAGUACAUGCCAGGAGGCGACCUGGUCAACCUCACCAGCACCUACGACGUGCCGGAGAAAUGGGCCAAGUUCUACACAGCGGAGGUUGUGAUGGCCCUGGAUGCCAUUCACUCCAUGGGCUUCAUCCAUCGGGACGUCAAGCCGGACAACAUGCUGUUGGACAGACUUGGACACCUCAAGCUGGCUGACUUUGGCACGUGCAUGAAGAUGGACUCUCAGACCGGCAUGGUGCACUGUGAUACAGCUGUCGGGACUCCGGACUACAUCUCUCCAGAGGUGCUGAAGUCCCAGGGAGGAGACGGGUAUUAUGGAAGAGAGUGUGACUGGUGGUCCGUUGGGGUCUUCAUCUUCGAAAUGCUUGUUGGUGACACACCGUUCUACGCCGACUCUCUGGUGGGAACCUACAGUAAGAUCAUGGACCACAAAAACUCCCUCAACUUCCCUGAUGACGUGGAGAUCUCCAAGGAUGCCAAGAAUAUCAUCUGUGCCUUCCUGACAGACAGGGAGGUGCGAUUGGGCCGAAACGGCGUGGAGGAAAUCAAGCGACACCCUUUCUUCAAGAACGACCAGUGGACCUUCGACACCAUCAGAGACAUGGUUGCCCCUGUGGUCCCGGAGCUGAGCAGUGACAUAGACACCAGUAAUUUUGAUGAGAUUGAAGAUGACAAAGGCGAUGUAGAAACGUUCCCGACACCAAAGGCCUUCGUUGGAAACCAGUUACCCUUUGUUGGCUUUACUUACUUCAAAGAAGACCAGUUACUAAAUGCUUCCAACAAUAUCUCAGUGACUCAUGAUAAUUCAAAGGGAGAGUCAGCAGCACUGCAAAAGAAACUGCGCCAAAUAGAGGUGCUGCUGAAUAAUGAGAAGCAGGCCAAAUGUGACCUAGAGCACAAACACAGAGCUGCUACUUGCCGUCUAGACAAAGUCUCCAAAGAACUUGAGGACGAGGUGAGCGGCAGAAAGAACCUGGAGUCGAGUCUGAGGCAGCUGGAGAGAGAGAAAGCUCUGCUGCAACACAAGAGCCUGGAGAGCCACCGCAAGGCCGAGAGCGAGGCCGACAGGAAGCGCUGUCUGGAGAAUGAAGUCAACAGUCUCAGAGACCAGCUGGAUGACAUGAAGAGGAGAAACCAGAAUUCCCACAUUUCUAAUGAGAAGAACAUCCAUCUGCAGAAACAGCUGGAAGAAGCCAACACGUUGCUGCGGGCCGAGUCUGAGGCGGCGACGAGGCUGCGUAAAACCCAAACGGACAGCAGCAAGCAGCUGCAGCAGCUGGAGGCCAACGUGCGUGAGCUGCAGGACAAAUGCUGCCUGCUGGAGCGCAGCAAGCUGAGCCUGGAGAAGGAAUGCAUCAGCCUGCAGGCCGCACUGGAGACGGAGAGGAGGGAGCACAGCCAGGGCUCCGAGACCAUCAGCGACCUCAUGGCACGUAUCUCCAGCCUGGAGGAGGAGGGGCGCCAGCAGAAACAGGCUAUGUCCAAAACUGAGACUGAGAAGAGACAGCUUCAGGAGAAACACACUGACCUGGAGAAGGAGAAGAGCAACAAGGAGAUUGAUUUGACCUACAAGCUGAAGGUGCUGCAGCAGGAGCUGGAACAGGAGCAGGCCUCUCAUAAGGCCACCAGGGCGCUGCUGGCUGACAAGAGCAAGAUCAAAGUAACCAUCGAGGGCGCCAAGUCAGAAUCCAUGAAGGAGAUUGAGCAGAAGUUGGCGGAGGAGCGGGGGGCCAAAAUGCGGCUGGAGAACCGGAUCCUGGACCUGGAGAAGCACAGCAGCAUGAUGGACUGUGACUAUAAACAGGCUCUGCAGAAACUAGACGAGCUGCGCAGACACAAGGACCGACUCACGGAGGAGGUGAAGAAUCUGACGCUGAAGAUCGAGCAGGAGACCCAGAAGCGUAACCUGACUCAGAAUGACCUGAAGGCCCAGAACCAGCAGCUCAACACUCUGCGAACCUCCGAGAAGCAACUCAAGCAGGAAACAAACCACCUGCUUGACAUUAAACGCAGCCUGGAGAAACAGAUUCAAGAGCUGCGCAAAGAAAGACAGGACACAGACGGGCAAAUGAAGGAACUACAGGACCAGUUAGAAGCUGAACAGUAUUUCUCUACGCUGUACAAGACCCAGGUCCGUGAACUGAAGGAGGAAUGUGAGGAGAGGAACAAACUCUACAAAGAAGUGCAGCAGUCUCUGCAGGAGCAACAGGAGGAGAGGGAUUCAUUGGCAGCUCAGCUUGAGAUCACACUGACAAAAGCUGACUCAGAGCAGCUGGCGCGCUCCAUCGCUGAGGAGCAGUACUCAGACCUGGAGAAGGAGAAGAUAAUGAAGGAGCUGGAACUGAAGGAGAUGAUGGCUCGCCAUCGUCAGGAGCUAUCUGAGAAGGACAUCACCAUCAGUUCGCUGGAGGAAGCCAAUAGGACCCUGACCAGUGAUGUAGCCAACCUGGCCAAUGAGAAAGAGGAGUUGAACAACAAACUAAAGGAGGCAAUAGAAGAAUCAGAAAAGUCGAAGGAUUGUGAGCAGCAGAUCAACACGAUUAAGCAGACGUAUGAGAAGCAGCUGCAGUCAGAGAGGACGCUGAAAAUUCAGGCCGUCAAUAAGCUGAUGGAGAUCAUGAACAGGAAGCCGGAUCGUGCCGGAGGCGGUCGAGGCCGAGGUAACGACACAGACAUGCGGCGGAAGGAGAAGGAGAACAGGAAGCUGCAGCUGGAGUUGAGGUCAGAGAAGGAAAAACUCAACAGCAGCAUCAUCAAAUACCAGAGAGAGAUCAACGAAAUGCAGGCGCAACUAUCUGAAGAGAGCCAGAUGCGUAUUGAGCUACAGAUGGCUCUGGAUAGUAAGGACAGUGACAUCGAGCAGCUGAGGACCCUCCUGCAGACGCUCAGUGUUCAAUCAAUGGACUCUGCCAGCGUCAGCAGUGGGCCGGAGUUUGAUACUGAUGAUGCAUACACAGAAACAAGGCUGGAGGGCUGGCUUUCGCUCCCUGUAAGAAACAACACCAAGAAGUUUGGAUGGGAGAAAAAGUAUGUUGUUGUGAGCAGCAAGAAGAUUCUCUUCUACAACAACGAGCAAGACAAAGAGCAGUCCAUCCCAUACAUGGUGCUUGAUAUUGACAAACUCUUCCACGUGAGGCCUGUCACUCAAACAGAUGUAUACCGUGCUGACGCCAAAGAGAUUCCAAGGAUAUUCCAGAUUCUUUAUGCCAAUGAAGGCGAAAGCAAAAAGGAGCCAGAGUUUCCUGCUGAUGUGCCCAUUGGAGAGAAGUCCAGCUACAUCUGCCACAAGGGCCACGAGUUCAUCCCCACGCUCUACCAUUUCCCCACCAACUGUGAGGCGUGCACCAAGCCGCUAUGGAACAUGUUCAAGCCUCCACCUGCUCUGGAGUGCCGGCGCUGCCACAUCAAGUGCCACAAGGACCACAUGGACAAGAAGGAGGAGAUCAUCGCUCCAUGCAAAGUGAACUAUGAUGCCAAGAACCUGCUGCUGCUGGCCGUGUCCCAGGAGGACCAGCAGAAGUGGGUGAACCGACUGGUGAAGAAGAUUCCCAAGAAGCCUCCACCAGCAGAGCACUUUGCACGAUCCUCGCCACGCGCUUCAAUGAAGGUCCAGCCCAGCCAGUCCAUGAGGAGGCCCAGCCGACAGCUCCCGACCAGUAAGAGCAGUUAACCUCGCUUGAGAGUGUGGCGCUUCAUCAGGGUGGUGCUGGUGUGUGUGUCCUCCCAAAUCAAAGACUAUACAAAGCUCCGUUUGCAGAUCAGCACACUGAACUCCACAUCACUUCUCCACAUCCCGCCACGUCGUGCUUCAGCCUGUGAGAGUUACUGUCUGUUUUUCCCCCUUUAGUCGAACUUCUUUCCCAGGCACUUGAAGCGGUAACGACUAUCAAACUCACCUGAGCACCUGUGAUCUUUUCGCCAAGCUGGAAAGCAAAUUAGCCGGAGUCUUCUCUUGGGCCCUCGACAAGAGAAAUUAAGUGUUUGUGGGGGGCUGGAGUGGCUCGUGGAGCUCCCACAGAAGAGAACAGAAGGGCUGGCAGGAAGGGGACACACUUACCUCAACACUUCUCACCAGGACACACUGUCUGAUUGGACUCUCAGCUCCUCCUCACCGCCUUUGGGGACUCUUGUGGCCAAAUUAAAAAAGACAUUCUUGUGUUUAAUGAUUAUGAACGAUAUGAAGGGUUUAAUGGGGAACACUACACUCAGAAGAUAGUAAAUCAUUUGUCAUUUGUUGGCUGAAUACAGCCGAGAUUGUUGAACUUGAUCCCAGAUACAGUAUCUGUACUUUGGCUUAUUCAAACUCUUUAACACAUUGAUUGUAGCUUCUUGCUUUUCACGAUUCUGCUUCAGGUGCACGUCCACACGGGUCACAGAAACUUGAAUGAGGUACUUAGAAGCUCCUAGGAAAGUCUGCAAGGUGGGGAAGGAGUGUCAGAUUCCUCCAGUGUUUGAACAAAUAAUUCCUUGAGUGCCUCUUAUUCAGAUUUCUGACUCAGGCGCGCUCUGAAUCACCAGUUUGUCGUUGUAUGACUACAGUAACGGUUCUAAGUGAACAGAAUCCUGCUCUGAAUGGCAUUAAAUGGAGGCCCAGACAUGAGAUCCUCACAAUCCCAUAAGUCAGUUAUGAUGGUUAAUGUUUACUGAGUUCAUCGGGGUGCACCGUUAAUGCUUUUCUGAUCCGAGCUCGGCUCCUUUUAUUGUUUGAAUGUACAUCUGGGCUUUACCAGAGACGACACGCAGGCAUUGUAUUACUUGUAUCCAAAUAUACUUGACUGAAGCCCCCUUUCAUCACAAACUACUCUGAGUGAACUUGCAUGUGUUUGCCUUUUCAGGCCUCACACUCAAAAGGAUAGUUCAGGUUUUUUGGAAUGUGGUUGUAAUGAGGAACUCAACCACAUUCGAUGUAUUACUACCUACAUUAGGUGACGGUCACUAUGUCCCCAAUUUGGGGAAGCAAGUAGGAGUACCAACACAGAAGCUGAGCAAUGUACUGCUGUGGAUGGGGACACCAAAACAUAUUUUAACCACCUUAAAAAAAAAAUCGAUAUUCAUUUACGUGUGUGCUUUAUUUAGAAUAUUUCUACCUUGCCGUCAGACAGCACUCUUUAACAUGUAACAGAGGCUGUUAUGUCCAUCUAUGCUUUCUUCUAAAACUACCAGACUCCUUUGACAAAGUUUUUUUUACCUUGCAGAGCAUGCAAGUUGCUGGUCUACUGCUGCCUCCAUCAGCUAGUUUGUUUGUGUUAUUGUGUGACUAAGUUGUUGGUUCCAAUUCACCAAAGUCACACAAUUACACAAACAAACAAAUCGAUCGAGGCAGCAGUAGACUGACGACUCCUGUGUUCUGUGAUGUUAAAUUACUGCUUUUGUCAAUGGAGUCUGCUGGAUCUGAAGAGGGCGUAGCCUCAGCUCUCCAGGGGGCUGUCUGACAGAAGGUAAAACUGUGAAAAAAUUGUAAAUAAAGCGUACACAUUCAGAGCAUAAACAUAGCAGUUAACAGAUAUUUGGAUUAAGUUUGGCUCCCUCUGUGUAAUGUAUAAUUCUGAGUUUGUUCUUACAGGGUAGCGGGUCCAGUUUGUGCAUGUGAGUACCCAGUGGAGGAAAUCCCAGCUCAGGCUCUGAGAUGUACCUCUGAAUGUCGUGUACAGGACCUUAAAACUGUUUACAUUUUUACUUUUAGGUGGCUAAAAUACAUUUAGCGGCUGCCCCUGACCUGAGCAGUACAUACUUAACUUCUGUGUUGGUGCUCCUGUCUGCUUCUCUAAACUGGGGCUGUGCUGACCACCUGUAAUACACUGACUAUGGAGAAUUACCUUUAAACAACCCCCACUCCAAAUAAUCCAAACUAUCCCUUCAAGUGCUGUCACCCACAGGCCUCCACCUGAUAGAAAUGUAGUUUUUAAGUCAUUCCUGGCAGUGAAAAUGAUCGAGGGGAAUUAACCAAUAAGAAGCAGAAAUAAUGAAGGUAUGCAAUCAUAUCCCAUGAGUCAAAAUACUGAGCAGCACUAUUCCAUUGAAAGUUUUUUCUAAAAGUGUUUGUCCUGAUAUUUUUGUAUUAAAAGUAACCAAACUCUGA
Messenger RNA from Centropristis striata (black sea bass), 7306 nucleotides. It is a transcript of the gene rock2a, whose product is annotated as rho-associated, coiled-coil containing protein kinase 2a. Gene Ontology annotation, cellular component: centrosome; cytoplasm; cytoskeleton. The transcript has 32 exons. The record is from RefSeq and is a predicted model, not a curated record. Gene Ontology annotation, molecular function: ATP binding; small GTPase binding; Rho-dependent protein serine/threonine kinase activity. Gene Ontology annotation, biological process: positive regulation of centrosome duplication; Rho protein signal transduction; mitotic cytokinesis. Lineage: Eukaryota; Metazoa; Chordata; Actinopteri; Perciformes; Serranidae. The coding region runs from base 764 to 4897 and encodes 1377 amino acids.